GACCUGCUGGGACAGCUCAUCCGCGACCUGAAUGAAAUAAAUGAAGUUCCAUUUUUUGAUAUCCAGCUGCCCUAUGAACUGGCUUUGAAGAUAUUUCAGUACCUGGGCAAGACUGAGCUCGGAAGAUGUGCUCAGGUCAGCAGGACGUGGAAGGCCCUUGCGGAAGAUGAAGUGCUGUGGUACCGGCUGUGCCAGCAGGACGGGUACCUGCUGGAGAGCAGCAUCGCGGCGCGCUCCUGCUGGAAGCUCGCCCUGAAGGACUGCCGCGCCAAAGAGCGCACCCUCCGAACCAACUGGAAGAACCGCAUCGGAGCUGUGAGCCAGCUGCAGUACGAGCUGGGAAAGAUUCUUUGUGACGUCCAUUCCUGUGAUGGAGUUGUCAUUGCUGGCUAUACAUCCGGGGCCGUGCGGCUGUGGGACACGCGCGCCUGGGACCACGCGGCACCYCUCCUGCAGGCCGUGCAGGGGCCCGGCGACGCUGGAGCUCCGCCACACGUCUCCUUUGUGCGGAUCAACAGCGCCCUGGCUGCAGCCGCCUACGAGGACGGGACCGUGAGCGUCUGGAGCCUGAUGGUAGGACGGGAGCCCAUCCAUCAUUACCAGCACAACCAGAGGAUCCAGGCGCUGGCGCUCGGUUCCGAGGGCGYCCUGGUGGCAACGGCAUCUGGCUUCGAGGUCAAAGUGGAAAGCCCUGACGACAGAGGAUUCUGGCAAACUACAGAAACGUUUGAAAUCCAGAAAUUGGUCAACUUCCUUAAUCUGGUUCCAGAUGUUACGGRGCGCGCGGUGGCAGUAGCGGCAGCGGAGGACGUGGUUUAUCUGCUGAAAUCCCAAGAUCCUGGCAAAGUUCUCCAUUCCGUUUAUGGUCAACCCAUCACGUGUCUCGAUGUGUCUGCUAGCCAAGCAGCCUUUGGGGUCAGAAGCUUUAGCUGGUUAUUGAAUGAACCCAACCAGAUUCUUCUUUACAAUCUGGAAACAAGUCAGUGUCUAAAGAAGCUGGGCAACUCAUUGGGUGACUUUUCGUGCGUCAACCUCCAGGACAGCCCUCCAAACAUGCUCGUUACCGGCAAUAAGGACAGAAGGGUCCGGGUGUACGAUCUCCGCCAAAGCGAGUCCCUGUGCUCGCUCUACGGCCACCCCCUCGGAGUGUCGGCAGUGCAGAUGGAUGACUGGAAGGUGGUGAGCGGCGGAGAGGAGGGCUUGGUCUGCGUGUGGGACCAGCGGAUGGGCUCCAAGCUCUGGGAGAUGCACGCCAGGCAUCCCGUCCGCCACUUGCGCUUCAGCUCUCACAGCCUCAUCACGGCCAACAUCCCCGACGACAAAACGCCCCGCGGCGCCAGCCUCGACGACGACGACCUCACCGCGCACCGCAAGCAUCGAGGAAUCAUCUACGCCUACGAGUUCUCAGCGGAGCAGCUGCCCGGCGAGAGCGUCCUUCCCAUUUGCCGCUCUUCCUACGACGAGGUGGCCGGUUACAACUACAACAUCGGCCUCGCGGUUCCCUAUGACGACAUUUAGGUCCGCGGAUGUGGAGCAGAGAGCCUGAGAACGGCGAGGACCAUCCUGUCUCCUGAGAGCAAGAUCCUUGCGGCCGGCCUGCCGGGGGAGGAGCGGAACG
Messenger RNA from Nothoprocta perdicaria, 1618 nucleotides. It is a transcript of the gene FBXW8, whose product is annotated as F-box and WD repeat domain containing 8. Gene Ontology annotation, molecular function: protein binding. NCBI's taxonomy places the organism in Eukaryota, Metazoa, Chordata, Aves, Tinamiformes, Tinamidae. The transcript has 12 exons. Gene Ontology annotation, biological process: protein ubiquitination; cilium assembly. The annotation marks the transcript as partial. The record is from RefSeq and is a predicted model, not a curated record. Gene Ontology annotation, cellular component: Cul7-RING ubiquitin ligase complex; ciliary basal body; centriole.